AUGUAUCCAACUGGAUCUUAUUCUUCAAUUUCCGUUGCUAUAGGUGAUCUUAACAAGGAUCAUCGAUUAGACAUUGUCGUCGUAAACAAUGAUACUGGUAGCAUAGAUAUUCUCCUUGGUUAUUUUGAGGGUUUUUUAAAUCAAACAAGGUAUUCAGUUGGCUCUUCUCCACAAUCUGUAGUUGUUGGUGAUUUCAACAACGACAUUCGACUAGAUAUCGUUGUCGCCAAUUCAGGUAGCAAUGAUGUGAGUGUCCUUCUUGGAAAUGGAAAUGGUUCUUUUGAAAAUCAAACAAGGUAUUCAGCUGGCUCUUAUCCAUCAUCUGUAGUUGUUGGUGAUUUGAACAACGACACUCGACUAGAUAUUGUUGUCGCCAAUUCAGGUAGCAAUGAUGUGAGUGUCCUUCUUGGAAAUGGAAAUGGUUCUUUUGAAAAUCAAACAAGGUAUUCAGCUGGCUUUUCUCCAUCAUCUGUAGUUAUUGGUGAUUUCAACAACGACACUCGACUAGAUAUCGUUGUCGCCAAUUCAGGUAGCAAUGAUGUGAGUGUCCUUCUUGGAAAUGGAAAUGGUUCUUUUGAAAAUCAAACAAGGUAUUCAGCUGGCUCUUAUUCAUUAUUUGUAGUUGUUGGUGAUCUCAACAACGACACUCGACUAGAUAUCGUUGUCGUCAAUUGGCUUAGCAAUGAUGUGAGUGUCCUUCUUGGAAAUGGAAAUGGUUCUUUUGAAAAUCAAACAAGGUAUUCAGCUGGCUCUUAUCCACAUUCUGUUGUUGUUGCUGAUUUCAACAACGACACUCGACUAGAUAUCGUUGUCGCCAAUUGGGUUAGC
Molecule: messenger RNA, 828 nt
Organism: Rotaria sp. Silwood1
Lineage: Eukaryota; Metazoa; Rotifera; Eurotatoria; Philodinida; Philodinidae
Source: the annotation of a GenBank genome assembly